GUCAGUGUGUGUGUGUCAGUGUGUGAGAGUGUAUGAGUGUGUCUGAGUGUGUGUGUGUGUCCCCCUCUCUGUCCGCUGGGGGCGCUGUUCCCGCUCUCUCUCCCUGCAGUGCCCCUCUCUCUCCGCUGGGGGCGCUGUUCCCGCUCUCUCUCCCUGCAGUGCCCCUCUCUGUCCGCUGGGGGCGCUGUUCCCGCUCUCUCUCCCUGCAGUGCCCCUCUCUCUCCGCUGGGGGCGCUGUCCCCGCUCUCUCUCCCUGCAGUGCCCCUCUCUCUCCGCUGGGGGCGCUGUUCCCGCUCUCUCUCCCUGCAGUGCCCCUCUCUCUCCGCUGGGGGCGCUGUCCCUGCUCUCUCCCUGCAGUGCCCCUCUCUCUCCGCUGGGGGCGCUGUUCCCGCUGGCCGCGCCAUAAGCGCAGAGUGAGAGGUGCAUGAAAUGGAGAAAAAUGGCGGAUCAUGUGCAGGGCCUUGCCCAGCUGGAGAUCCUGUGUAAGCAGCUGUACGAGACGACCGACACCGCCGUCCGACACCAGGCAGAGAAAGCUCUGGUCGAGUUCACCAACAGCCCCGACUGUCUCAGCAAAUGUCAGCUCCUGCUGGAGAGAGGCAGUUCUUCAUACUCUCAGCUGCUCGCUGCGACCUGUUUGUCUAAGCUGGUGUCUCGAACCAGCAACCCUCUGCCGCUCGAGCAACGCAUCGACAUCCGGAACUAUGUGCUGAAUUAUUUGGCUACGCGGCCGAAGCUCGCAGCCUUCGUGACCCAGGCUCUGAUCCAGCUGUACGCCCGGAUCACCAAGCUGGGCUGGUUCGACUGUCAGAAAGACGACUACGUCUUCAGAAACGUCAUCGCCGAUGUCACGCGCUUCUUACAGGACAGCGUUGAACACUGCAUCAUCGGGGUCACCAUCUUGUCCCAGCUGACCAAUGAGAUCAAUCAGGCUGACACGACGCACCCUCUGACCAAACAUAGGAAGAUCGCAUCGUCGUUCAGAGACUCCUCUCUCUUCGACAUUUUCACUCUUUCCUGUAACCUCCUCAAACAGGCUUCGGGGAAGAACCUGAACCUGAACGAUGAGUCUCAGCACGGCCUGCUCAUGCAGCUGCUCAAACUCAGCUACAAUUGCCUCAACUACGACUUCAUAGGAACUUCCACAGACGAGUCGUCGGACGACCUCUGCACCGUGCAGAUCCCCACGUCCUGGAGAUCAGCGUUUCUUGAUUCCUCCACCUUGCAGCUCUUUUUCAAUUUAUAUCAUUCCAUCCCUCCGUCCCUUUCCCCGUUGGUGUUGUCAUGUCUAGUUCAGAUAGCCUCCGUCAGGAGGUCUCUCUUCAACAACGCAGAACGAGCAAAGUUUCUUUCACAUUUGGUGGACGGAGUGAAGAGGAUACUAGCAAACCCUCAGUGUUUGCCAGAUCCCAACAACUACCACGAGUUCUGUCGUCUGCUGGCGCGGCUGAAGAGUAACUACCAGCUGGGGGAGCUGGUCAAAGUAGAAAACUACCCCGAAGUCAUCCGCCUCAUAGCCAACUUCACCGUCACCAGCCUGCAGCACUGGGAGUUCGCCCCCAACAGUGUUCACUACCUGCUGAGUCUGUGGCAGCGCCUGGCAGCAUCGGUCCCCUACGUUAAAGCCACCGAGCCUCAUCUGCUGGAGACGUACACUCCAGAGGUCACCAAGGCCUACAUCACGUCGCGGCUCGAGUCGGUGCACGUCAUCCUCAGAGACGGUUUAGAAGACCCUCUCGAUGACGCCGGCCUGGUUCAGCAGCAGUUAGACCAGCUGUCCACCAUCGGGAGGUGUGAGUACGAGAAGACUUGUGCUCUGCUGGUCCAACUGUUCGACCAGGCGGCUCAGACGUACCAGGAGCUGCUUCAGUCCACCAACUCGAGCGCCGCAGACAUCACUGUGCAGGAGGGUACGAGCUGCACUCAAAUGGGGAUUCAAGCUCAAGCUUUAAAUUGUCGGCUGACGUGGUUGGUUUAUAUAAUCGGGGCUGUGAUCGGUGGACGGGUGUCGUUUGCGAGCACAGAUGAGCAGGACGCCAUGGACGGAGAGUUAGUCUGUCGGGUGCUCCAGCUGAUGAAUCUGACCGACUCGCGGCUAGCUCAGGCCGGCAACGAGAGACUGGAGCUGGCUAUGCUCAGCUUCUUCGAACAGUUCAGGAAGAUCUACAUCGGUGACCAGGUGCAGAAAUCAUCGAAGCUUUAUCGACGACUAUCAGAAGUUCUGGGUUUGAACGACGAGACGAUGGUACUCAGUGUCUUUAUAGGGAAAAUCAUCACAAACUUGAAGUACUGGGGCCAGUGUGAACCAAUCACCUCCAAGACACUCCAACUACUGAACGACCUUUCUUUAGGGUACAGCAGUGUGAGGAAGCUGGUGAAGCUCAGCGCCGUCCAGUUCAUGUUGAAUAACCACACAAGCGAGCACUUCUCCUUCCUGGGGGUGAACAACCAAUCAAAUCUGAGCGACAUGAGAUGUCGGACCACCUUCUACACGGCACUGGGGCGCCUGCUAAUGGUCGACCUGGGCGAAGACGAGGACCAGUUCGAACAGUUCAUGCUGCCUUUGACGGCCGCGUUUGAAGCCGUGGCUCAGAUGUUGAGUACAAACACCUUCAACGAACAGGAAGCCAAGCGGACUCUGGUGGGUUUGGUCCGAGACCUGCGAGGCAUCGCGUUCGCCUUCAACGCCAAGACGAGCUUCAUGAUGCUGUUUGACUGGAUAUAUCCGGCCUACAUGCCCAUUCUGCAGCGGGCCAUAGAGCUCUGGUACCACGACCCAGCAUGCACCACGCCCGUCCUCAAACUCAUGGCUGAGCUCGUUCACAACAGAUCUCAGCGGCUACAGUUCGACGUGUCGUCACCGAACGGCAUCCUGCUGUUCAGAGAAACCAGCAAGAUGAUCACGACCUACGGGAAUCGGAUCCUGACGCUGGGUGAGGUCCCGAAGGAUCAGGUGUACGGGGUGAAGCUGAAGGGGGUCAGCGUGUGCUUCGCCAUGCUGAAGGCGGUGCUCAGCGGAAACUACGUCAACUUCGGGGUCUUCCGUCUGUACGGCGACGACGCUCUGGAUAACGCCCUACAGACCUUCAUCAAACUGCUGCUGUCCAUCCCUCACAGUGACUUACUCGACUACCCGAAGCUCAGCCAGUCGUUCUACUCUCUGCUGGAGGUGCUGACCCAGGAUCACAUGAACUUCAUCGCCAGCCUGGAGCCUCACGUGGUCAUGUACAUCCUGUCCUCGAUAUCCGAAGGACUCACCGCGCUCGAUACGAUGGUGUGCACGGGCUGCUGCUCCAGUCUGGACCACAUCGUCACCUACCUGUUCAAGCAGCUGUCACGCUCCACGAAGAAGCGCCCCACUCCGAUGGCCACGGACGAUCGCUUCCUUCACAUCAUGCAGCAGCACCCGGAGAUGAUCCAGCAGAUGCUGUCCACGGUGUUGAACAUCAUCAUCUUCGAGGACUGCAGGAACCAGUGGUCCAUGUCCCGGCCUCUGUUAGGCCUCAUCCUGCUCAACGAGAAGUACUUCGCUGACCUGAGGAACAGCAUCGUGAACAGUCAGCCCCCAGAGAAGCAGCAGGCCAUGCACUUAUGUUUCGAGAACUUGAUGGAGGGAAUCGAGAGAAAUCUACUAACAAAGAACCGAGACAGGUUCACUCAGAACCUGUCCGUGUUCCGGCGGGAGGUCAACGACAGCAUGAAGAACUCGACAUACGGCGUGAACAGUAACGACAUGAUGAGCUGACAUUCCUGUGGUGGGCGGAGUCUAAUCCAGCCGCAGACGGAGCUCGCCCCCCCCCUCGCUCCUCCACAGCCUCCCUCCCUCCCCCCUCUCUGCAUCAGCCUCCCCCCUCCUCCUCCUCCCUCCCUGGGCCCGGAUGCCUGGGGAUCACCUCCUCCUCCUCCUCCUCCUCCUCCCUCCAACACGACGUGCGGGGUCGCUGAUUAAACCCCCCCCUCCUCCCCCGUCACUCCUUUUUGAUAUAAACAUAUAUAAAUAUAUACAGAUAUAUUUUAAAGCGAUGAUGGUCUGACUCGUCCUCACAGUGGAGGGGUCAGGUGGGUGGGGGGAGGGCGGGGUGUCGCAUGUCUAAGCACUCGAAAUCACUGGCAGAGGAAGGAGGGAGUGCUGUGGAGGUGAGCGGAGGUCAGGUGGGGUCAGGUGGGGGGGGGUAAACGCCGGUAAACGUAGUAAUCUGCUUCUGCCUGCCUUGUAUAGAAAAACACACAAAAAACCAAGUGUACAUUUUUUUUCGUAACAUUUUGAACAAUGUUUAUAAUGAUCGAAUUUAAAAACCACAAAGAAGAGUUGAGGAAAAACAAAAAGACAAAAAAACACGGUGUGAUUGAGCUUUUUACAGUGUAGUGAGUUAGUGCAACUGUCUGUCUGCGUGGGGAGCGAGCUCUCCACCCGAGCUGGAGCUGACGGAGGGGGAGGGAGGGGAGGGAUGCAGGGUAGCCGCGGGAGGCUGCGGAGUCGUCACGCUGAACACGAAGAAGAAGAAGAAGAGGUACACACUAACGAAGGGAGAGUCAGAGCGUCCAUGUUGUACAUUUUCCUCAAGUCUCUGGUUGAAGUGAUGUAAAUAGUCGCGUCGCUCACGGCAGCAGCAGCUUCGCCGCCUUUAAAGGGACGUUCUGAUGUUUUUCAGCCGCUUCGCGUCCCGAGUUCGUCUCUGACCGCUCGGCUGUCGUCACCUGUCGCUCCGAUUGUUUCAUCAACACCGCCAGCUUACUCCGCCCGCCAACUGAAGCCGGCCGUGACUCUAACGCUGAGGUCGACGUCUUAAGAUUUUAACUUUAACGAGAAAUGUUGCUUUCACUGAACACCCCCCAGCCCCCACCACCACCACCCACCACCACCAAGUUGUCUGAGGUUCAGCUGCAUUGUGGGUAAUGUAGGCCCCAACAUGAUGUCUUUUGUCCAUCGUGAUUCUCAGUUAUCGGCCUAAUAAACAAAAUGAAUCAAAAUUGAUGCAGCAGAACCGGACAGCUCCGCUUCUUCUCCCUCAUCAAGACAUGGCGCCUACAUUACCCACAGUGCAGCUGGAGCCUUCGUAGCCCCACGCAGAAAUGAUGAGCAGCGACCAGUCGACCAGUCGUUCAAACCUGGUUUGUGCUGACGAGACACGUUGGACCAAACCAUGAAUGAAGAAUAAAUAAAAACGUCAAUUUUAUAAACUAAAAUUAUCCAGAAACUUCUGACGUGAAGCAAAACUAACUUUUGAUUUCUUCAUUUUCAGCAGCUCAUCAAACAUGUUCGAAGUUUCAGAACAAAAAGGAAACGUGAAAGUCAUCUGAAGUCACAUUUACACUUUGGUAUCAUAGAAAUCACUUCACGAACUCGUUAAUCGUCGCCGAGGCUGAAAAACAUCAGACUUCACUUCACGUCGUCCCGCCUGGUCCGCCUCGCCUCGGGCACUGUCCCGUCGAUCUCGUGCACGCUCGUGCACACGCCCGCUUCGUUUCCCCGGCGACGGUCGACGUGUAAACAACAUGGUCACAGCUGCACCCCCCUCUGGAAGGCCGGGUGCAGCGUCCACCACCCUGUUUACACUUUGAACUCCUCGGACCAGGUUCUGGGACUGACCCCCUUUAGGUCCUGCAGCGGAGUCUGUUUGGUGUGUGUGCGUGUGUGUGUGCGUGUGUGUUGUGGCUCUCUGUUGCCUGGUGUGUAUGUGGUGUCUCAUGGUGCUGCAAACAGCCGAGCUCUGCACCACCUUGCAGGAUGACCUGAUGGAGGUGAAGGUGGUCAGAGCUCCGUGAAGGAUCCAGUUGAGUUCAGCUGUCUGAAGAACGUGGCGUCGACCUUUAGUCAGAACCGUGUACAAAGAAGCCGGCGUGGAGUCUUUUAGCAACUUGUGUUACUCUCUACGAUGUUGCUGCUAACUGUUUGUGACAACUAGCUCAUUUCUAACCAUGUCAGCACUCAUGGAUGUUUAUUGAGUUUCUAAUUUUUUGGUUUGUGUCCCUGAUGUGAAUGUGUUGGGUCCAUAGAGUGAGUAGCUGUUUGAGUUGUUUGGAUGUCUGCUACAUAUAGUGUAAGCAUUGUGACUGCAAAUAAACCUCAUUGAUUUUUA
Messenger RNA from Larimichthys crocea (large yellow croaker), 6080 nucleotides. RefSeq names its product exportin 7 (gene xpo7). Gene Ontology annotation, molecular function: nuclear export signal receptor activity; small GTPase binding. Gene Ontology annotation, cellular component: cytoplasm; nuclear pore. The transcript is spliced from 28 exons. The record is from RefSeq and is a predicted model, not a curated record. Bases 425 to 3745 code for a protein of 1106 amino acids. NCBI's taxonomy places the organism in Eukaryota, Metazoa, Chordata, Actinopteri, Sciaenidae. Gene Ontology annotation, biological process: protein export from nucleus.